AUGGAGAAGUACAAGCAAAUCCUGGCCAAACUAAAGUGGCACAAAAACCGGAGCUGCGAAAGGUACCAGUUUGGGAUGUUCGAAAUUGACAAACGGGAAGUGUUCAUAACGACGGAGCACUCUUAUGGAUUUGUUAAUAACAAGCCACUCCUACCUGGCCAUAUCCUACUAACGACAUUAAAAAAGAAAGAAAAAUAUAACGAUCUAGAUAUAGACGAAGUUAUAGACAUUAAUUUGUUGUCAAAUUUUAUGUGCCAUGUUAUGGGUUCCCUACACAACACAACCAACUUCUCGAUAGCCAUACAGGAUGGGAAGGAUGCAGGGCAAACGGUAGAGCAGGUGCAUAUUCACAUAAUUCCCAGAAAAGGUUCCGACUACCAGAAUAAUGAUAACAUAUAUAAAGACAUGAAUAAAUUAAAUUGGGGAUACGGACGAGAUGUUGUGUGUUCCGCUUGCAAACAUUUGGUGAAGGUCCCAUCGAAGGGCCCAGUUGAGGAGAGUUUCAAGUUGGAAGAAUUCAACACCGCCCUGAGGUCCAUCGACGAAAUGGAAGUAGAAGCAAACACGAUAAAGUCUUACAUCGAAAGCAAUUUUGCCUCACCCUGA
Molecule: messenger RNA, 606 nt
Organism: Plasmodium cynomolgi strain B
Lineage: Eukaryota; Apicomplexa; Aconoidasida; Haemosporida; Plasmodiidae
Product: histidine triad protein
Exons: 2
Coding region: 1-606 (201 amino acids)
Molecular function (GO): catalytic activity
Source: RefSeq, a predicted model, not a curated record